This is a messenger RNA of Puccinia triticina, 741 nucleotides long. RefSeq lists its product as uncharacterized. Lineage: Eukaryota; Fungi; Basidiomycota; Pucciniomycetes; Pucciniales; Pucciniaceae. Bases 1 to 741 code for a protein of 246 amino acids. The transcript has 4 exons. The record is from RefSeq and is a predicted model, not a curated record.
AUGGAAACGCGUAUCGGAUGGAUCUUUUGGUCUGGAGUUGGCCGGCCUGUUCCCAUCUUGUCGAAACAUUUCGCCAGUCGUCGUCUGUAUUCAUUGCUUGGAGACACUCCAAGUCAUAGCGCAACUUUCACGAAUUCAAAACCUGCGACUCGUUCAUCCGUCUCCUCUCACUUUUCGUGCUGGUCUCCGGCGUCUGCUAUGCUCGAGUCUGAGACCGAAAAUAACAAACUUUUCGAUUACAUCCGGCUGACGGUGGGUCACAUCAAGGAUCAAACACCCUGCUCAACGCCCAAGACCGCAAAUACCAAACUUUUUGAUCACAUCUGGACGACACCACUUGAUGAAAUCAAGGAACACCGACGUGGGCCCUUCACAUUCACCACUAAAGUUUCGGUGGAUCUGAAGCCCGAGGACAAAAACAGACACGGUAUAUGGGUCAUGAACCCUUUACCAGUACCUGUGACCGUACGUGUCAAUGUCAUAUUCAACAGCGGACCUGCCAGCAAGACAGAGCACAUCAUUCAGCCCACCGAUACGUAUGCCCCUAUACAACGCCUCUUGUGUGAAUUGGACAAGAAACCAAUAGAAGUGGAGGUUCAUUACACACUCCCCACCAAGGUUUACAACACCCUCGAGGAAGCCCUGAUAAAAAUUCACAAGCAGCCAGAAUUGAGGAGCGACUUCAAAAGAAUCAUUGACGAACUGAACCGGCGUCCUCCCUCCCCUCCUUGCAACAAAUAA